UAAAAUGAAAUUCUCCACAAUUUUUUUCAUCGUUUUAUUGGCAGUUGCUGCAAUUGUAGUGUCAGGAGCACCAAGCCAUGGACAGGGACAUGAAGAGCAUGGAAACGGAAAGGGUGUAGGCCACUACAAUGAAAAACACUUUGAAAAACACCACACAGGCGAACACGAUCAUGAAGGAGGUACUCAUAGCAAUGGACAGGGACAUGAAGAGCAUGGAAACGGAAAGGGCUUAGGCCACUACAAAGAAAAGCACUUUGAAAAACACCACACUUAA
Clunio marinus is the source of this 274-nucleotide messenger RNA. The record is from the annotation of a GenBank genome assembly. NCBI's taxonomy places the organism in Eukaryota, Metazoa, Arthropoda, Insecta, Diptera, Chironomidae.